Messenger RNA from Diaporthe amygdali, 1284 nucleotides. Its product is annotated as FAD dependent oxidoreductase. Bases 1 to 1284 code for a protein of 427 amino acids. The record is from RefSeq and is a predicted model, not a curated record. NCBI's taxonomy places the organism in Eukaryota, Fungi, Ascomycota, Sordariomycetes, Diaporthales, Diaporthaceae. Gene Ontology annotation, molecular function: sarcosine oxidase activity; flavin adenine dinucleotide binding. The transcript has a single exon.
AUGAAUAAAAUCAUACGGACGGCAUACGGCAGUCAAGCAGAGUAUAGUGACUUGACAGUAAAGGCGCUGCAAGAGUGGAACGCGUGGAAUGAUGAAAUUGCAACUGGUCACGACCUGCCUCCCGGCAUGACAAAAGCAGAUCGCGUCUUCAUCAAUAACUCCCAUCUCACUCUAUCUGAUGAAGCGGAACUCCCCGAAUUUGAACGGCACAGUGUUGUCAACACGGCACGUGAUGGUCAGGAGCCCACCCAGCUGGUGACCAACGACCCAAACGAUGAGGCCCUGGCCGUGGCCAAAGGGCGGAAGUAUUGCAUGGAUCCAUUCCGACGAGCUCAGCGUGGUUUGAACAACGUUGGCCUGCUGGACACCAUAGGCGGCACAGCCAUCGCGGACAAGGCGUGUCGCUUCGCUCUAUACAAAUCUCAAAGGCUAGGUGUCAAAUCUAUCCUCGGCGCCGAAGCCGGAUGCCUCGAAACAUUUGCCUAUGAUGGAGGGCAUGUAGCGGGCAUCAAAACCCGUGAUGGAAACCUGCAUACAGCAAAACUCAUAAUCCUGGCUUGCGGAGGCUGGACACCCUCUUUACUUCCACAGCUGGACGGACUGUGCGAGACGACUGCUGGAUCUGUAGCUCUACUCAAGAUCCCACAGUCAUCUCCGUUGUACAGCCGCUUCGCCCCAGAGAACUUUCCAUCUUGGACGUUCAACAUGCGUCAUGGUGCGGAAGGCGGUCUUUAUGGUUUCGCAAGGGACGAUGACGGCUGGCUGAAAUUUGGUUACCGAGGGACGAAAUAUAUCAACCCUACGGUACAGGCGGACGGUAAGGAACGCAGCACGCCCAUAACAAGAUGGUCGGAGGAGAAGAUCACGACGAUACCACAACAAGCGCUGCGCGUCAUUCGGCGAUUCAUAGCCGAAAAUCUGCCCGAGCUGGCUGAUGAGGGCAUCGACAUCUCUAUGACCAGGAUGUGUUGGUAUACUGAUACUUUUGACAAUCACUUUCUCAUUGACUACGUUCCAGGGACAACUCAGUCCCUAAUGAUUGCGACUGGAGGCAGCGGUCAUGCUUUCAAAUAUCUGCCCAACAUCGGACAGUGGGUCGUGGAUAUUAUGGAGGGGACAGCCACAGACAAGCCGGCGGCAAAGAUGUGGCAAUGGAGAACUCUCAAUAGCAUCGACAAGCCAGUGAAUAUUCUGAUGGAGGGAAAGAGCGGGACACGAGCCUUAAAGAAUGUUGCAUUGGCAGACGAAAUGCUAUCGGGCCGGAUAUCCUCCCCAAAAUUAUAA